AUGCUCCUGCCGCUAGUAUAUAUUUUCACCCAUGCCCAGGCACAAUGGAAUCUGGGAACGCCUGUUACGAGCUGGAACAUUUGCGGCCAUGAAGACUGGGAGCCAGUGGGGCAUACAACGCCGCAGCAAGGUUGCUGGUUGCUGACCUUUCUCUCUUCAUUUCACUUUUAA
Molecule: messenger RNA, 171 nt
Organism: Nezara viridula (southern green stink bug)
Lineage: Eukaryota; Metazoa; Arthropoda; Insecta; Hemiptera; Pentatomidae
Source: the annotation of a GenBank genome assembly